This is a messenger RNA of Cynara cardunculus var. scolymus (artichoke), 288 nucleotides long. RefSeq names its product 50S ribosomal protein L14, chloroplastic-like. The record is from RefSeq and is a predicted model, not a curated record. Gene Ontology annotation, cellular component: ribosome; cytosolic large ribosomal subunit. Bases 1 to 288 code for a protein of 95 amino acids. Lineage: Eukaryota; Viridiplantae; Streptophyta; Magnoliopsida; Asterales; Asteraceae. Gene Ontology annotation, molecular function: large ribosomal subunit rRNA binding; structural constituent of ribosome. Gene Ontology annotation, biological process: translation. The transcript is spliced from 2 exons.
AUGACACGAAAUGCACGUCGUGGUGGAAAAAUAUGGGUCCGUAUAUUUCCAGAUAAACCAGUUACAGUAAGACCCGCAGAAACACGUAUGGGUUCAGACGCAGUCCCAAACAUGCCUCUAGAAAGAUCAGAAGUGGUCAGAGCUGUAAUUGUCCGUACUUGUAAAGAACUUAAAGUUGACAAGAAUAUGAUAAUACAAUAUGAUGACAAUGCUGCAGUUGUGAUUGAUCAAGAAGGAAAUCCAAAAGAAACUCGAGUUUUUGGUGCGAUUGCCCGAGAAUUGAGAUAG